AAAUUAAAUUACGUAGACUGUUUACAUAUGAGUACUCAUGACGAACCCAACUUUUGCACGAGCCACCUUCUUCUCCGUCUCCCUACUGCCCGCUCUCCGCUCCGCCGCCACCUCCGCCGACGUCCGUCUCCUUCGGCGCGUCCAUGCGUCCAUCAUCACUUCCGGCGCUUCCGCGGACCGGUUCGUCGUCAACAACCUCAUAACUGUGUACUCCAAAUGUGGCUCCCUCUCCUUGGCCCGUCGCCUGUUCGAUCAAACGCCCCACCGGGACUCCGUCACCUGGAACUCUCUCCUCUCCGCUUACGCCCUCCACGGCCAUUCCUCCGAUGCCUUUCGCCUCUUCCACCUCCUCCUCUGCUCUCCCUCCGUGCCCCCCACCCACCUAACCUUCACUCCCCUUUUCAAGCUCUGCUCGGCUUCCUCUGAUCUCAUCCCCACAGCGCAAGCACUUCAUUCCAUGGUCAUCAAGAUUGGUCUCGCUUCUGAUGAGAUGGUGUCCAGUGCUUUGGUAAAUAUAUACUCCAAGUAUGGUUUUUUACGAGAGGCUCGUUAUAUAUUUGAUAAAAUGGAAGAACGGGAUGUGGUGUUGUGGAACAUCAUGAUCAAGAGUUACAAUCAAUUGGGUCUUGUCCAAGAAGCCUGCUUUUUGUUCGCCGAGUUACAUCGAAGUGAAGUCUUGCGUCCUGAUGAUAACACUGUUCGGUGCAUUCUUCUGGUUCAGAGAUCAGAUGAACUAUUUGAGCAAAUUCAGGCAUAUGGUAUUAAGAUAUGUUUCUUGGAAGACUUUUAUGAUGUCUUAAGUCGGAACAAGUUAAGUUCUGACCUUGUCAAGGCUGGAGAUUAUCUUACAGUUCUGAAGAACUUUAUAGAGAUGGCCAGGUUGAAUUUAAAUUAUGACAAUGUGACAUUCGUGAUUGUACUGAGUGCCGUUGCUAAUGGAGAGCAUUUUGAAGUAGCUGAACAGUUACACGGAUUGAUCAAGAAGUUGGGGAUGUGUUCAGAUGUUUCUGUAUCAAAUAGUAUUUUAAACAUUUAUGCUAAAAUGGGUAGCUUGAAUCGUGCAAGGCAGAUAUUUGAGGAGAUGGAAGAGUUGGACUUGGUUUCAUGGAACACGAUGAUAUCGGUGCUUGCACAGAAUUUCAGGGAGGUAGAAUCUGUUGAACUUUUCAUAGAAAUGUUAAGUCUUGGAUUGCUUCCUGAUCAGUUUACUUUAGCAAGUAUUCUUAGAGCUUGCUCGGGGAUUACCAUAAGUAGUUCCUUGCAUGAACAAAUUCAUGGUUUUUUGCUAAAGCAAGGCCAGAUUAAUGACAUCUUUGUAUUGACUGCAUUAGUUGAUGCACAUGCUAAGAGGGGCAGGGUGGAAGAAGCAGAGAUCCUCUUUAGAGGGAUGGAUUCAUUUGAUCUGACUUUUUGUAAUGCCCUACUUGCGGGUUAUGUGGCAAAUAAUAAUUCUAGAAAAGCUUUAGACUUAUUCCGUUUAACAAUAAAAGCCUGUGAAAGACCAAAUGAUUUCACUUUAGCAACUGUUCUCAAAGGUUGCAGUAAAUUAGUUGCUCUCAAACAAGGACAGCAAGUCCAUGCAUUUGCAAUAAAACUUGGUUUUGUUUCAGAUAUGUGUGUCAGCAGUGGGAUACUAGACAUGUAUGUUAAAUGUGGCCAUGUCAAUGAUGCAACUUCAGUCUUCGGUGACAUCUCUACACCAGAUGAUGUUGCUUGGACUGCAAUGAUCUCUGGAUGCGUGGAGAAUGGAGAUGAGGAGUAUGCCCUUAAUUUGUACCACCAAAUGAGGCAGUCUGGGGUCAGGCCUGAUGAAUAUACUUUGGCCUCACUAAUUAAGGCUUGCUCUUGCUUGGCUGCAUUAGGUCUAGGAAAGCAAAUACAUGGAAAUGUUAUCAAGUUUGGUCGUUCAGCUGACCCUUUUGUAGGGACUACUGUGUUGGAUAUGUAUGCAAAAUGUGGAAACAUCGAGGAUUCGUUGUGUCUAUUCGAGAGGAUGAUCCCCACAAAUAUAGCCUCCUGGAAUGUUCUGUUACUUGGUCUUGCUCAACAUGGUAAAGGAAAAGAGGCUCUUAACCUUUUCAAGCAUAUGAUAUUGCAGGGCUUGCAACCUGACAAGAUCACACUUUUAGGUGUCCUCUCGGCUUGUAGUCAUUCAGGGUUGGUCUCUGAGGCUUAUGGAUACUUUAACUCCAUGCGUAAAGAUUAUUGCAUAGAGCCUGAAGUAGAGCACUAUUCUUGCCUCGUGGAUGCCCUUGGUCGUGCAGGUCUUCUUCAGGAUGCAGAAGAGAUAAUGGAAACAAUGCCUUUCAAUGCUUCAGCACCCAUGUAUAGAGCACUGCUUGGUGCUUGCAGGAUUCAAGGAAACAUGGAUAUUGGACAAAGGAUCGCAACUAGGCUUUUGGAGCUUGAACCACUUGAUUCUUCUGCAUAUAUUCUUCUUUCAAAUAUAUAUGCUUCUGUAAAUAGAUGGAAUGAUGUAAACGAAGCCAGAAAAACUAUGUCAAACAUGAACAUCAAAAAGGAUCCCGGCUCUAGCUGGAUCGAGGUGAAGAGCAAGAUCCAUUUGUUUGUAGCAGAUGAUGUAUCUCAUCCUGAAAUAGCUGCAAUAUACCAGGAGCUAGAAGAUUUGAUCAGAAGAAUCAAAGACAAGGGUUAUAUCCCUGAUACCCACUGUGUGCUUUUAGAUGUGCUGGAAGAAGAGAAGGAGCGAACACUUUACUACCACAGCGAGAAACUUGCAAUUGUUUAUGGUCUUAUAAGUACCCCAGCAUCAUCAAGAAUUCUAGUGAUAAAAAAUCUUCGGGUUUGCGGGGAUUGUCAUAAUGCAAUCAAAUAUAUAUCGAAUGUUGCAACAAGGGAAAUUGUGUUAAGAGAUGCGAGCCGGUUUCAUCUCUUUAAAGAUGGAGCAUGUACUUGUGGAGACUAUUGGUGACCAUCAUUUUUUUUCUUUCUUGAAAGAUGGAAUGAACAGCAUGCAUGAAGCACAAACAAGAUCACUUAAUUAUUUGAAGCUCGCAUGGAGUUGGGGCUGACUUGUAAAUAGUUGGGUUGCAACUGUUGCUGCUGCUGAUGGUGGAGUCGGGGCUGAUUCUUUGCCAUGACAUACAUACUAUUCUCUCAGUCCAUAUUUCUGAAGAUACGAGAGAAGGGAAGAAAGACGGAUAUAAAAUGAAGAGAAAGAAAGCUGAUAGAAAUGCAUGUAUCUUGGUUGACCACCACAGAUAUUCAUCAUACCUUACAGGCCAAUGCAAAGGGAAGAUGAGGGUGGCACAAAAUUUGCUUGAGGUGUAUCUAAGGAACCCUGAACUGAUGUAGUGAUCACUGAAUACCACCCAAUUCUUUUGAAUGCCAGUGGAGGGGCCUCGAAUCUGAGCAUGCCAAAACUCCAGCUGCAGUCGAGAGAUACACCGUGAUCCAAUGGAAGAUGUGGCGGAGCAACAACAGCCUUCAGUCAUUUGAGGUGCAAGGAUUUGAGGACUUGGGCUUCAUCGAUAGAUUUAGACUUGGCAUUGAUAGAAGAAGAGUUAAUGGUGAUGGAAUAGAACAGUUUGUUUCUUAUCUUUGUUGCACCGAUGAUCUUGUUGGAUGACUGAAGAAGUUUAUACUAAAUAAACAUUAGGUUAACUGGUUCGAUACUAUAAAAUUCUCGACUUCACAGUUUG
Messenger RNA from Zingiber officinale, 3662 nucleotides. RefSeq names its product pentatricopeptide repeat-containing protein At4g33170-like. Gene Ontology annotation, biological process: RNA modification. NCBI's taxonomy places the organism in Eukaryota, Viridiplantae, Streptophyta, Magnoliopsida, Zingiberales, Zingiberaceae. The transcript is spliced from 5 exons. Gene Ontology annotation, molecular function: RNA binding; protein binding; zinc ion binding. Bases 38 to 2932 code for a protein of 964 amino acids. The record is from RefSeq and is a predicted model, not a curated record.